Daucus carota subsp. sativus is the source of this 1981-nucleotide messenger RNA. Its product is annotated as pectin acetylesterase 9. NCBI's taxonomy places the organism in Eukaryota, Viridiplantae, Streptophyta, Magnoliopsida, Apiales, Apiaceae. Bases 378 to 1427 code for a protein of 349 amino acids. The record is from RefSeq and is a predicted model, not a curated record. Gene Ontology annotation, biological process: cell wall organization. Gene Ontology annotation, molecular function: pectin acetylesterase activity. Gene Ontology annotation, cellular component: plant-type cell wall. The transcript is spliced from 12 exons.
GGAUUAGACGGGAUGGGUGAAAUGCCCAUCCUUACACAUGGAGCUCGAAAAUAACUGAUUUCCGUUGCCUCUCACCAAAGCUAAAACCCAAUCCAAACUUCAUUCCUUCCUUUUGUUAUCUGUCCUUUUCUCUCACACGCGCACAAUUUCCUUUCGUGCGUAUAUAACAUCCAUACUUUUCCCUCCUGAUUUACCCACCCUCCAUCUCAUUCCAUAAUUACAUUUCUUCAUGACUCCAUUUCUUCAACUCUCUCUUCCUUAACUCAUCACAUCACAACUCCGUUAUUAAAUUAAUUCUUUCGUUUCAACUUCAUUCACUCUUUCAAUUUUUCCUCAUCUAAAAACUGAAACACACAAGCAGUCCAGAUCUUCAAAAGAUGAUAAGCAGAAUGAAAAUGCUGUUUACUACGCUGCUGCUGCUAAUGUGCGCACCGAAGCACAUUUAUUCCGAUAGCAGGUUGCUUGUGAACAUGACUCUAGUUCGAAACGCUUCUCUCCUCGGCGCUUAUUGCUUGGACGGAAGUUUACCAGCUUAUCACUUGCACAGAGGAUUCGGAGCUGGAGUUCACAAUUGGCUUCUUCAGUUUGAGGGUGGUGGGUGGUGUAAUGACGUGAAUUCAUGUUUGGAUAGAGCUAAGACACGCCGUGGUUCUACACGUUACAUGAACAAGUGGGAAGUUUUCUCAGGCAUUCUCAGCAACAAUGCUUCUCUAAAUCCUGAUUUUUACAAUUGGAACCGUGUGAAGAUUCGGUAUUGUGACGGUGCUUCAUUUGCCGGGGAUGCCAAAUUUGACAAUGGGACAUCAUUACUUUAUUUUAGAGGGCAAAGGAUUUGGCAAUCAGUUAUUCUAGAUCUUCUCCCCAAAGGUCUACGUUAUGCAAAAAAGGCUUUACUUUCCGGGUGCUCUGCAGGGGGUCUGGCAGUUUUUCUACACUGUGAUAACUUCACCAGUUAUCUGCCAAAUAAUGCCAGUGUCAAAUGCUUAAGUGAUGCCGGAUUUUUCUUGGAUGCCAGAGACAUAAUGCUGAACCAUACUAUUAGAACUUUCUAUGAAGACCUAAUUUCCCUACAGGGGGUAGAACAAAACCUGGAUAAAAACUGCACAAUGUCUCUCUACUAUCCGGCUCAAUGUUUCUUCCCGCAGCAUGCGAUGAGAUAUAUUAGGACACCUUUGUUUGUUUUAAAUUCAGCAUAUGAUGUGUACCAAUUUCAUCAUAUAUUUGUGCCACCUUCUGCUGAUCCGCAUGGACAUUGGAAUCGCUGCAAGCUUAAUCCAGCAGCAUGUACUCCCCUACAGAUAGAUAUUUUACAAGUAUGGUUGUUCAGGACUCAGGAGAGAAAUGCUGGCAGCUUUGUAUAUUUUCUACGAAUACUCAAGAAGGGGAGGGAUGUUUAUAAAUUCCUGUUUUGCUCACUGCCAAAGUGAAUCACAAGAUACCUGGUAUGCAGCUGACUCACCAAGAGUGCACAAUAAGACAAUUGCAGAUGCUGUUGGUGAUUGGUACUUUGGGAGGAGGGUCACCAAGGAGAUUGAUUGUGCUUAUCCCUGUGACCGUACUUGCCACAACCUAAUAGGCUAAUACAACAAGGAAAGGCGCUUCAUACAAUUAAAUUUUGGUCGUUUUAGCAGAGGAGUCAUGGCACAAUUGCCGUUACACUAUACAGGGACGUAGCACAGAUGCCGUUAUACUAAUCAAGUUAACUAAUUUUUCCAUGAGCAGAUUUCGAAACUUCAAUCGAGGUUCAAAAGGUCUAAGACUCUAAUGGUGCAUAAAAGAAAAAAAGAUAUAACUCUUAGCUACUAGUAUUUCCAUUGGUAUAUUAUUUAGUUGGUUUAUCCUGUGUGCAGAGGGUAAUGGGUCAUGUUUUAGAUACUCGGUUAAUUUUUUUAGCACACAUGUUUAUAAUUGAUUGAAUUUGUAUUACUUUCAUAAAUUUGACAAAUAAAAAAAAGCUUAAUUUUUAUUUCGUGUGUUUUCA